Messenger RNA from Vicia villosa (hairy vetch), 1025 nucleotides. Its product is annotated as small ribosomal subunit protein uS19x-like. The transcript has 2 exons. The annotation marks the transcript as partial. Gene Ontology annotation, molecular function: structural constituent of ribosome. Gene Ontology annotation, biological process: translation; ribosomal small subunit assembly. Gene Ontology annotation, cellular component: cytosolic small ribosomal subunit; ribosome. Lineage: Eukaryota; Viridiplantae; Streptophyta; Magnoliopsida; Fabales; Fabaceae. The record is from RefSeq and is a predicted model, not a curated record.
UGUGAAUGGAUUGCAUUACUUGAAUCUGUUCUUCUGCAGGGAGAUGUUGAACCCGAGGUCGCCGCACAAGGAGUGCCAAAGAAGAGAACAUUCAAGAGGUUCAGUUUCAGAGGUGUCGAUCUCGACGCUUUCUUGGAUAUGUCCACUGAUGAACUCGUCAAGCUCUUCUCUGCCCGUGCUCGCAGAAGGUUUCAACGUGGUUUGACCCGCAAGCCUAUGACACUCAUCAAGAAGCUCCGCAAGGCGGGUUUGAGUUUGACCCGAACAUUGGCUGUCAGGGUGAACAUAGUUUACACUGCCAUGAGGGUUCUCACACCCAAAGCAAACACUACCCUGUAGCUGCCACUCUGAUGAUCGGGUUUGUGUUCUGUUUUGUUUUUUUAAAGGUAAAAUAUUAUUAAUGUAGUUAGUGUGUGUUUGUACUUUUUUUUUCUUUCCUAAUAACAGGUUAUGUUGUUUGUUGAUUUUUGGUUCUUUGAAGGUGAAAAUUUAUGUUAGUUUUUGUUAAUUUUGUAGUAUUUGGUUGGUUUUCUAUUUUUGGAUGUCAACUAAUUGGUCUGUUUUGGUUUAGUGGAUGAUGCUAAAUUGAUAUCUGAGAAAUAAAAAACAAGACGGUUAAAAAGUAGCUUCGCUUUAACUUAAUGCGGGUUCGGUAAUCCAAACCAUUCUCAGCGAAACUAAACUUGUUGAGUAAUCUUGUUGAAACGUAAACUUGCGGCCAAUCACUACCAAGUCCCAAACUUAAUGUGACUCUGCAGAAGGAAUAGAUAAGUUUAUGUUGUUAUCGAUAGAGAUUAAUUUAUGUGUCAUGUAUAUCUUCAUGAAAUCUCCUUAUAUUCAUAAAAAAUAAACAAGGCACAUGGCCAAUUGAACGUGGCAAUGAAAAGAAUAUAGUAUUCUCAUGGUUAGUGCAAGAGACAAAUGAGAAUCUUUAUAUGUUAAUAUUGUGUUUAUUCUAUGUUUUUUUUGUAUUAUUGUACAACUUUACAGGCCUGCAUUGUCUCGAAAAUGCAACGACUAUUUAA